AGUGUAGUCCACCUGUCGCCUCCCUGCCGCUCCAGUCUCCUGAGCACUUCCGCAGCCCGGAGGCGUGAAGGAGGGGGGUGUGUCUUCUGCAGACUUCGACCCGGAGCUGCGCUUCUUGCCCCGCGAGGCCGGUUUCCCUGUUUCUUCCCAGCCGGUUCCGUCUCCUCCCUUGCUUCGCUCGGUGAACCUCCACCCUCCCUCUCACUAAUGCGCGAGGUCUUUAACCCCCGAGGGCGAGCUCCUCGGGAGAGGCGGGGACAGCCGAGCUGUGCGCUAGACCCCCGACGGAGGGGAGCCGCGGGGCUGGGCGCACGCGCGCUCGCCGACCAGCUCCGGCCUAAAUUGCCGCGGGCCCCCGCGGAAAGGACUUUUUUUUUUUUUCCGGACGCGCGCGCGAGGGUCUUGCGUCGGGCUUUUUCCUGCAGGCGGGCGCGCUCUCGCUCCCCGACCUCGCUCCCUGCGUGGCGCGGGCUUGAGGGACUAACCGCUAGGCUGGCAGAGUGUUCCCGCCGCGUCCCCAAAGUCGCCGCCCCCCAGACUUGCCUUCUGGUUUUGCUUGGAGGAGGAGGCUCAUCCUUGUCUCCCCGCCCCCUACUCCCGAGUACUUGGUCUGGAGUCCAGUCCUCGCAGGUUCUUAAGUGACAGUCCUGAGGAAGACCUGGGGGACAAUCGAAGUGAUGGCUCGCCCAAGACUCAUCCCCCUUUGGAAGGACUUUAAACACCUCAUGAAUGAAAAAAUAGAUAAAACGCAUCUCUCAGAGGACAGGAAUGAUGUUGUGGUGCUGAGCGACCAGUCCGAGAUCCUGUUCAGAGAGUCUCGCUAUCCUCAAAACAUGCCACUCAUAUGCCAUUAUGUCACUGAUGCCAACUUCUUUACCUCCCUGUCUUGGGUGACAGCCACCACGAAGGAAAUACUGGCCAUUGUAUGGAUAAAGAACAAGGCUGAGGACAUGGUGGAGAAGAAAAUGUUCUCCAUGAUGGAACGGCUGCCCCCCAUUCAGUCCAUGGUCCACACAGGCUCCUUUCAUGUCAUGGUGGUCUAUUGUGGCGACCUGCUCCUGCGGCUCUUUGGAGACCAUUUCCGGGCAUUCAAACCUCUGGGCAUUGUGUCCUGCCGCUUCAAUAUCACCUGCCUCUGCUAUGACCCGGAAAUGAAAAUGCUUCUGUCUGGCAUCACGGGAGCCGUGGUCACCUGGAUCAUAGAGCGGAAUGGCAGGGGCCUCCAAAUCUCCCACAUGAUCUCCAUGCCCGGAGACGAGAUGAUCCACGACAUUAUGCUGAACGGGCCUAGCGGCACCCUCCUGGCCCUGUGUGAGAUGGUGGUGCGGGUCCUGGAGCGCCAGGGCUUGGGCCUGCUGGCAGAGGUGAAGAGGUUCACGUCCACCACCAGCGGCUCCUCCAUCACCUGUUGCUUCACCUGUUUGGACCAGGGCUUCCUCUACGCCGGAAACACGAGCGGGGAGAUCCAAGUGUGGCACCUGGCCCGGGGCCACUCCCUUCACAGUUUCAAGGCCCACACCACAUCUGUCAUCUGCAUUCGCAGUCGGCCUGAAGCCCACACCCUGCUGACCGGUGGCCGGGAAGGCACGAUCAAGGAGUGGAACCUGACAUCAGGGAACCUGCUGCGGCGGCUGGAACUUGGCGAGGACCUGUACCGGCUGGAGUUCAUCGACGACAUCACUUUCUUCUGCCAGACGACCCACACUUUCUCCCUGCGCCGCCUGCCCUGCUUCUACAGCCUCUUCAACGUCUGCGGUGGCGCCCCCCAGCAGCUGCGCCGGAUCCGCUGCAGUGAAAACUUGUUCCGGAUCCUCUGCUCCACCGAGGAUGGCUUGCUGCAUUUUGUGUCCCCACUCACAGGAGAACUUCUGGCUGUCACCUGGCCUUUCUCCCUCCUUGACCAGGCUGUGGAUUGGGCCUAUGACCCAGACAAAGAGGAGCUCUUUGUGGCAACAGGCACCUCCGAGGUGCUGGUUUUUGAUACCACGCGUUGCCCUUGCCCAGCCAAGUAUCUCCUGUGCACCUCACAGGACUCUCACGACUCAGUCCAGUGCUUGGCCUAUGGACAUUUCCACCUUGGGCGGGGCAUCGAAGGGUUGAUGUUCUCUGGGCACCAGAGUGGGACAGUGAGAGUGCUUUCCCAGCAACAUUGUGCACGGUUAGAAAAAUCCAUGCAUUUCGGAUCUGUUUUGGCACUUUCUACCCUGCCUGGAGGGAGUUUUGGGAGCCGAGAAGAUGCUCUGCUCUGUUCCUAUGGAAUGGACAACUUUGUGCACCUGUCAGAAGCUGUGCUGGAGGGGUUCGGGGUCAGACUGAGCCCCCUGGCUAGCAUCCUCAGUAGCAGUCACCUGAAACACCUGGUCCUCUUGCCCCAGUCUGUCGGAGCCAUCACAGAGAAUAACUCCCUGCGCCUGUGGAAGUUCAACGACGUUCUGGUCUCUGGGUCCCAGCAGGGCACGACCUUCAUUGAGACGCUGCCUCUGCACCAGUGCCCCAUCACAUCGUUUGAUGUCUGUCUGUCCCUGGGUAUUUUUGUCACAUGUGGGAUGGAUGGCUCCGUCCGGGUCUGGAACUUCCACGGCCGGCUCAUAGCCAGGCUGGACUCUUCACUGCACUUUGGCCCCCUCUGCUUUGCCAAUGACAGAGGCGACCUGCUGAUAACUUUCAACCAGAGUAUCUACCUGGUGUCCUGUCUGAAACUGCUGCCCCCAGGCCUGCUGUCUCGCCUCUCCUUCAUGACCAUGUCAGAUGAAGUGCUAGAAAGCCCAAAGCCUUUCAUGCCAAGCUUCUUUCUCUCCUUUGAGGUCCUGUUUGUGCCCAAGUAUGUCUACGUGGGGCAUGGGAGACAGGAGUUAAUGGGGCUGGCUAGCCUAGUCAAUAGGCGGGCCAUUGCCUUUGACCACACCGUGCCACAUGUUGUAGAAGAAGAUGACCAGGGGAGCCCCGUUAUCCUGUCCACCUCCAUAUUUGAGCCCUUGAACCAGGAGGCCUUGGUAAAGGUGAACAAACCUUACCCGCAUUAUGUGAUUCCUCCUCAGCUGAACCUGUCCUGCUGGGAUGGACUCAACCCCUACCAGCUGCUCAAGUACUAUUUUGGUCAAGGGCAGAAAUGGAUCAUUGCCCCAGACUGCUUUAUUCCCAACUCGGUGAUCCGGGCCUGCCUUUGGCCUGAGGGCAGCCCCAUAUUCCUCCAGUGUAAUCUGCACUCGCCCAUUCGAGGUAUCCAAUGGGACAAGUCAGAACAGUUCUUUUUCUGGCAGCAUAUGACAAAAUCCAGAGAUGGCAUAGAGGAGCACUUGUCAGUAAAGGAAGAUGAAGACUUCAUCAAACACAGGGCAUCCGAGGAUGUAACCUAUAGCGUCUUCACAGAUGCCUCAAACCGCAGUUGGCUGGGAAGAAAGAUGAGUGAGAUAGCCAUUAACAGCGUGAUUGAAACCAUACUUAACAUGAUGGUCCAUGCAUCGCCAUUGAAGUACCAGUGCUGUAUUGGUGCUCUGGGACAGAUUUUUGCCUCUUACCAAGUGUCUCCAGCCUUGCGCUCUGAAGCAGCCCACCGUCUGCUGGAUGACACGACCAAUUCCAACCCACUCAUCCGAGAGCUAGCCUGGGAAGGGCUCAAGCGCCUGGGAAUGAUCACUCACCUGUUUGCCAUCCCUCUGGCACAGGGGCUGAUGGACAAAGACCAAAGGGUGAGGGAGAAGACUUUGUCCUUCAUGCCAGAGACUGGGAUCCACACGAAGGCCUCUCUCUUAACCCUGAUCCAGAGCCGAGACACUUACCGGGAAAUGCAGCAAGAAAUGGUUGGGGAAGAGUCUCUGGACCAUCUCCUUGGGAUGCGGGUCACAGAUCUUCAGCUUCUUCAUGCUCAAGUGGAACAGCGGUUGAAUGAAAACAUGACUUUAUCACACGAGGCUAAAAAGCCUGAUUUUACUUUACACAUCACAACCUCUGCCGAGCAAGAAGCCACACGACCCGAUCAAGUCAGAGAACUACAUGAAAUUCCCAGCAAGCCCAUCAAAGUCCACAAACGGGGCCGAGCAGGGGGCAAAAAAACACAUCGAAAAUUACUUCGGGGUCUCAAGAAGACAAAAGAGAUUGUCUCCGAGUCAAGUGUCUUAGAGGGUGAAGGUGACAAGAGUGAAUCUGCAUUAAGUGAGCCAGAAGAAACAACCUUAUUUUCCAGACUUUCCAUCUUCAGUCUAACAGAAGCAGAAACAAAAUAUCUAGACAAAGAUCCCUCCAGGGAUUAUAUUACACUGAAGAUGCUGAAGAAAAUACAGGAUAGAAAAGGCAAGAAAAAACCAGCUCAGAGACACACAAAGAAGCAUAAGAAGAAGGAAGAAACUGAAGUUCUUACGGAGGAAGCUUUGCCUCCUGAAGAUAAAGAACCACUCAGAAGGAAGAGAUACAGGGGCCGGGGUGCCUCUGGGGAACCUGGUUACAAGAGUUUAUCAUGGCGGGAUGACCUGUGUCGUCUUAUGACCUUCAGGAUGUCUGGCUCCCAAACAGAAAUAUCACGAGCUCUCAACAGUGAGCUAGUGACCAUGGCUCAGCAGGUGCUGGUGGAUCAGCAGGCCAGCUGGGACCUGUUUCAGGAGAUCUGCCCCCUGUUAAAGAAAGACUGGGAUGUUCAGCCUGGGGAGAGUCCAUCUGAGGGUGCAGAGCAUGAGGAAGCUUUAUUAGAAGAGAAAACAAUUUAUGAAGAACCAGUUGAAGAGGACCUAGUGAUUACAGGCAGGAGAGUCUCAAAAGCAGAGCUGGACCAAGUGCAAAGGGAAGAAAGGGAUAUGAAGGAAUUAAAGGAGACUGAGAGAAUUUCCAAAAAACGAGAAAAAGAGAGAAAGAAAAAGAAAAAGAAAAUUACCUUUGUAGAACCAGGGGAAACACCCAAGGAAAAGCCAGUUUCAAAGAAAGAAAAGGUCUCAAAGGUGCCCUCUAAGUCAGUGAUAAAAAGACCCUCUCAGGAAACAAAAAUGGAUAAAGAAGAGAAGGAAGUGACCCAAGAAGAGAGGGAUGUCACAAGUCAGAAAGUGGAGGAGCCAGCCAAAGUGAAAGUGAAGGAAGAGCCGCAGGAAAAACCAGCUAAGGAGGAGAAAAGACUAUCUUGGAAGGAGUGGAAGGAGUCCUGGGACCAGUGGAAAAAGGCCCAAAUGGAGACAAAUAUAUCUUGGAAUGAAUGGAAGAAAAAAUGGGAUGAGAAGAGCCAGGAGGAAGAGGGGGAAAAAUCAGUCAAAGACAAAGAGUACCUCUCUGCAGAUGAGACAAAGCCAGAGGAGAAAGAAAAGAAGCUGAAAUGGGACGAGUGGGCACAGGUCUGGGAAAAGAUAUUGUCAGAACAACAUCUGUCCAAAAUGAUUCUAGAGAAGGACAAAGAUGCCCCAGUGAAGAAAGUGACCUCAGAGGAGGAAGUGUCCCCAGAGGAGAAAGAAUUACCUUCUGAGGGAGAGGAAGAAGAAAGUGUAAUAGAACAGCAGAGACAGAUAGAGCAAGAACACAAGCAGGCUAUCAAGGAGAAGAAACGAGCCCGAGCUGAAAAAAUACGAGCCCAAGAAGAGAGAAAGCUGGCACAAGAAGAAGAGAUGCUAGCACUAGAAGAGAGAGAGCUGGCUUUUGAAGAGAAGAGACUGGCCAGAGACUACAGGAAACUGGCUAAGAGAGACGACAGGACAAUCACCCAAAUAUUUUUCAAAACAGAGGAAGAGCUGGCUGAUAGAGAAGAGAAGUUGAGUCACAAAGCGGAGAAACUGGCCCAGGAAAAGACCAGACUGGCCAGGAAAUGGGAGAAACUGGCUCAAGAAGAAGAGAACAUAGCCAACACAGGAGGGAAGCUGGCUGAGGUAAAAGAGAUAAUGGUCCAGAAAGUGGAAAGUAUGACUCAGAAGGAACAAGAACUGGCAAAUCAAGAAAAGGAACUAACCCAGGAUCUGGAUGACGUAACAUGGGAAAUAGAGGAACUGACUUGGAAAGAAGAUGAACUGCAUCAGGAAGAGAUGGGACUCGACGCAGAGGAGGGGGAUCUGAUUAUAGCAGAGAAGAAAGUGCUCUGGCAAGAGGACAGGCUGACUAAGGAGGAAACUAAACUGGCCUUAGAAGAAGAGCUGCUGAUCCAGGAGGAAACAAAACUGUCUUUGGAUGUGGAAAGACUCCCUGAGGAAGAGCAGCGACUGAUCCAGAGAAGGAGAGAGUUAAUGGCCAAAAAGGAAAUACUACUCCAGGAAAAGGAACUUUUAGACCAGAGAAAGGAGGAAACUAGACACAGCAGGAAGAUAAUGGACCAGAAGAAGGGGUCUCUGAAAUCAAGGAAGGAGAAACUGGCUCAGGAGAAGUUCAUAUUGACAAAGAGGAAAGAGAACCUGCUCCAGAAUCAGGAAAGCAUCACCCAGAACAAAGAGAACUUGACCCAAGCAAAGGUGAAACUAGGCUUGUACAAGGAGAGACUGAGUAAUAUAGAAAAGAAGCUGGUGGAUGAAAAGAAGAAACAUUUACAGAAGAAGGACAAACUAACUACGAUAGAGAAAAGACUGACCAAAAAUGGAGAAACUCUAGCUAGGAAACAGCAGAAACUAUAUAAGGACAAAGCGGAUUUAGCUGUGCAGAAAAAGACAGCACUUCAUGGAUGGCAGCUGGUCAAGGACAGUUUUCUUAUCAACAAAGAGCAGGAAUUAGUCAUGAAAAUUAAGAAGCUGGCCCAGGAAAAGGAAAUACUGGAGGAAGAGACAGCAAUUUUAUCUAGGAGAGAGACUCAAGAAUUCCCACAAAGACACUCAGCUGAGACUGAGCUAGAAAUCAUUAAGCACAAAUUGUCAUUAGAAGAGAUGGCACUAGUCUAUGAAGAUAGAGUCAUUGCCACAGAGCAAAAGGAGGUUGUCAGAGGUGAAAUGGAAAUUACUACAGGAGAGAGAAUAUAUGCUAAGGAAGAAAGAAAGCUAGCCAAAGUAGCAAGGAAGUUGAUUAAAGAUGGCAAGAGCAUUUCCAAGGAGCCCAAAGAGAGCAGCAAACUGUUAAGGACACUGCAAAAACUUAUCAAACAAGAAAGGCGCCUAACCCGGGAAGAAAUACAUAUGACAAAGAGAAGGAGGUCAUUAUUCUUGAGGGAAAGGAAACUGAGCAAGGACAGGUAUGCACUGGAUGUCAAAGAGUCAGAGCCAUCAAAGUAUCAAUCAGACAUAUACAGUGAUGAGAAGAAACUGGCUAAGAAGCAGAGGAAACUAGCCAAGGAAAUGAAAAAUAUAAUUAAGAAAGAGAGAAAACUGGUUAAGGAAGAAAUCAUACUAGCUGAAAAAGAGAGGGAAGUCAAAACAGGAGAGGAGGAAGCAUUAUCAGAGGAAGAAGAUGAUACAGUCCCACUGUUCCUUAAACAAAAGCUGAAAAAGAGCAAAGAGUUAGAGAGUGAUGUUGAGGAGCAGAGAGAGUUACCCAGUCAACUGAAGGCAUCUGAAUAUGAAGACAGCUUUACUGAAGAAGUGGAGAAUCUACUAGCAGAAAUGGAGCGAUAUUAUGAGUAUGUGUCGGAGGAGGAGGAAGAGGAGAUACUAGAAGAGGAGGAGCAAGAAGAGGUGGAGGAGGAAGAAGUCGAGGAGAUACAAGAGCUGCAGACAGACAUGGAGGUGGAAGAAGAGGAGGAGAAGUAUGAUGAGGUGGCAGAUGAGGAGAAGGAUGAGGAGGUGGCAGAUGAGGAGAAGGAUGAGGAGGUGGCAGAUGAGGAGAAGGAUGAGGAGGUGGCAGAUGAGGAGGUAGAAGCCAUGGAAGAGAUGGUCAUGGAGAAAAUGGUCAUGGAAGAGGAAAAGGUGGAAAAGUUGGGAGAGGAGGUGGUGGAAGAGUCAGAGGAGGAAGAGGAGAAAAAAAGCAAGGAGGAGGAGGAGGAGGAGGAAGAGGAAGAGAAGGAAAUGUCUGAGGAGGAGGAGAAAAGAACGAGUGAGGAAGAGAUGGCAAGUCCGAGUGUACAAGAAGAGGAGAGAAGCAUAUCAGAAGAGGCUGGCAUGGAAAAAACAAUGCCAACAGAAAAACUGCCUACGUUAAAGGAGAAAAAAAGUAAGGAUCUACGAGGAAGAGUAAAAUUACCUUCAAUUGGGGAAAGAACCCCUGAGGUCAAACAUAGUGAUUUAGAACUGAAAAUUCUGAAAAUCUCUCCGAAGAAACUAAUCCCAAUACCUCUGGGACCUAGGGAAAAGAAGUUCCCAGAGCCAGCAUCUAUGAAACCCACAACAACCGAGGAAAAGGUCACAGUGCCUGAGACACUCAGGGCAUUUCCAUGGUUAAAGAUGAUACAUAAACAAAAAGAACCGUGGGAGGAACCUACAUCUGAACAAAUGACUGAAUUCUCAAAACUGGACUUACACCACCCAUUGGGGAAGACUGUGAAGCCUCGGAGACUCCAGGACAAACCAGCAAGGUCCAAGAGGCUGUGGUUUUUGGGGCAGCGUCCACCUCUGUUGGACCAGCUUCGUGUCCCGGCUGAGGAGACGCUUGAAGAUGUCAGCCGUUCUGAUGUGAUAUGGCUCUACCGGACCAUAGCUCAGAUGCAGGCAGGAGAAGAGCUUCCCCGGGCGAGUUUCCACCGACUGUGCCAGCUCCUUAAAGACCUCACCUCCCAGGGCAACUUAGAGUGGAUACAUCAGGCCCUCCUUAAAUCCAUUGUGCACCGUCACAGUACGACUCUGGAAUCCCAAGGGAAGAGCAUCUUCACACCCAGAAAGGAGCCCAGGGGUCCAAAAUCCCUGAAAGUGAUCCCUCCUAUAAAGAGGAAGGAAACAGAAAGCAGGCUAACACUGUUGGCAGCCCCCACACCAAAGGUGCCACUAGCAACCAAGAGGAUCCAGGACCUGAAGGCUAGAGACUGGCCUCUUCUGGAAGAGCCUUACAGGAGUGUGUGGGCCCAGCAGGUGUCCCAGACCUUGCAAGAGAUGGAGAUGACACACUUCCAUCCUGCCUCCAGAGCUGCUGUAGAAAAACAAACAUGGGCGCUGGUGUUUCAGAAGGAUUUCAGGACCUUUAGAGAGAAAAGUAGACACCUCAGGCUGCCCAAGCUGGAGAAGGUACAGCCCACAUCUAAAGAGAAGGAAGAGGUACCUCCUUGGGAGACAUUUGUGGCACUGUACUAUGUCCUGCAGAUGUUUCGGGAACGAUAUGGAGAAGACAGCAUGACCUGGAGGGAACAGUUCUACCAUCUCAUGGACCUGUACCAAAUUAAGUCCCUCCGAAUCCAGAGACUGCUACAGGAGUUGGUACAGAGAAAAGAAUUCCGACCCAAAGGGCUCUUCUUCAGGGAGGCCCUACACAGUAUGGAGCUUGGGCCUGGGGAGCGGCUAAUCUACCAUCUUUUGUGUGAUCGUUCUUCUAUCUCUAAGAAAUCCCUGGCAUUCCAGGAAGUGGUACCCCUCCCUGAGCAGAACAGUGUGCGUGCUAUCCUGCCCAUAGGCAUCGCCCAGUAUGGGAUCUUAGAACUCGCCUGGAAGAGCCUACCCCAAGCUGAUGUUCACCUCACCAAGAAAUUGCCUCACAUCAUUGCUCCUACUCCCUAACCUGGAACUGACUGUCAGUCAAGGACUUUUCAUUCCCACAUGGAGAACAGUCUUGGUCAUCGGACUCUAGCUGUUUAUAUCUAGGUAUCCCUACACAGAGGUAGGGAAAGGGCAUUGCCUUUCCUUCCGUAUUCCAGAAGCCAGCUUCUGUAUAUGGAAUAAAUAGGAUAUUCUCAUUUGCAACAA
Messenger RNA from Erinaceus europaeus (western European hedgehog), 9707 nucleotides. RefSeq names its product WD repeat domain 87 (gene WDR87). Lineage: Eukaryota; Metazoa; Chordata; Mammalia; Eulipotyphla; Erinaceidae. Gene Ontology annotation, molecular function: protein binding. The record is from RefSeq and is a predicted model, not a curated record. The transcript is spliced from 6 exons. Bases 678 to 9521 code for a protein of 2947 amino acids.